This is a messenger RNA of Fusarium sp. VM40, 417 nucleotides long. The record is from the annotation of a GenBank genome assembly. NCBI's taxonomy places the organism in Eukaryota, Fungi, Ascomycota, Sordariomycetes, Hypocreales, Nectriaceae.
AUGUCUUCCGCUACCAUGACAGAGGACCCUACCUCUCCCACUCCGAGUCGACGCGGGCCAAAAAGCCCAAGGCCGAGCAAGCCAUCGAGAACGAUCGGCUUCUGCUGCCACAACUCCAAGCGCAUGAAGACCGACCACGAGUUGCGACAGCCUUUUAUCGGGGUCCUGGAUGGGCAUGGAGACAAGCACUACACCCUCCACAAAUGCUACCAAGACGCCUCGGCGCGGAUUGGCAACCUGCCUGCCUACCACCUGAAGGCCAACAAGGCUGCCAUUGCGACAUUUGAGCAAUCGCUCGCCCAAGCCAAGGAGGCUGUGACGUCGACCACCGAGAAGUUCAAGGAGAACUGGGCGCGCUACCACGCGACGGGUGACGAGCUACUUGGAGCCUUGGCCUCUGGCCGUCAAGGUAUUUGA